AUGUCCGAUCAUCUCGAUAAAUAUAAUUGCAAUUAUGAGAAGUUAUUUGCUAACUUUCCUCGAUUAAAGAAUAAAGAAGUCUUCCCAACUCUGGAAGAAGUGUACAAUGAAUACCAAAAUUACAAAAAAGAUAGAAAAGAGUUUGUGUUUUUUGAUAAAGUUCUUGGUAAGCCUUGGCAACUAGCUCGCUGUGGAUUAACUGAUGAAUUAGAUCAUCAAAAAAUAAAACUGGGCGAUAUUGUCGACUGCAUUAAUCAAGAAAAACUUCAAAAAGAAACAGCAAAAGCCAAUAAAAUUUUUCCUUUUUUCCGGGAUCUAACUAAAGAUUUGGGCCUUGAAGAAGAAGCAGAUUAUCCAAUUUAUCAUAAUCAAUUAAUCAAAAAAAAAAAACCUUUGGUAGCUUUUUUGAUUUGCAUUGAUUGCAUGACUAAUGGGAUUUUUCCCGAUGAAUACGAUAUUGAAUAUAUUCGAAAGGGGUGGAAUAAGGGAGAAGAUGAUAAUGACAAAAAGAGAAUCAAAGACUACCUUGGUCUAAGUAAGAAGCAGUUUAAUAAUCUAAAAAUUGAACCUGCAAUUUGUCAAAUACCUAUUGGGCAAAAAUUUAGAGCAUUUGUUGUUUUUAGAAAAAAGCAACUUUAUCUUCUCUUUUUCGAUCCCAACCAUCACUUUUUCCCCAAUAAAUUUGAAUACCCUCAAGGAGAUAAUGCUAUUUGUCUGAUAAAAUGCCUAACAAAAAAAGGAAAUUGCUCAAAGUUUUACGAAUGUCAUCCCUUGCCUGAAAAGGAACGUAGAAGACUAAUAAGCAAAAGAGAAAGAGAGAAAAAGGUUAAAAUAUUUUUAAACGAUUAUAACGCAAUUACUUUAAAAUUAUUUAACCUAACCUUGCCAAGAAGGAAAGUGGGUCAAAAGACAGAACUAUCCUACAAGGAUAAGGAAACUUAUUCUACUCGUAGAGUUCUUGGUAAAUGUUCUUGUUCUCCACACGACAAAGUUGAGAAAGCUGGUGGGGUAGUUCACUGGAAGAAGACCCCACCAAUAAACAAUGGUGAAGAAAAUAUAGAGACGAUAUUAUUGUUUGAACUG
Racocetra persica is the source of this 1083-nucleotide messenger RNA. NCBI's taxonomy places the organism in Eukaryota, Fungi, Glomeromycota, Glomeromycetes, Diversisporales, Gigasporaceae. The record is from the annotation of a GenBank genome assembly.